Molecule: messenger RNA, 1393 nt
Organism: Hypomesus transpacificus
Lineage: Eukaryota; Metazoa; Chordata; Actinopteri; Osmeriformes; Osmeridae
Gene: hspb1
Product: heat shock protein, alpha-crystallin-related, 1
Exons: 3
Coding region: 152-868 (238 amino acids)
Biological process (GO): protein refolding; response to heat
Molecular function (GO): protein folding chaperone
Source: RefSeq, a predicted model, not a curated record
GGGGUAUUUGUGUAUAAAAGGCCUCAGUUUAGAAGCAGUCAAUACUUUCCGGCAAGGUUUUGACUGAGACCAACAGGGCCCUCAUCUGCAACCAGCAACUUGUCUUUUUUCCUGCUCAACUCCAGGCCUUCUGUUCCCUUCAGCAGCAGCCAUGACUGAGAGACACGUCCCCUUCAGCUUCCAGCGCACCCCCAGCUGGGACCCCUUCAGGGACUGGUACCAGGGCAGCCGGAUCUUCGACCAGGCCUUCGGCAUGCCUUCCCUGGCCGAGGAGUUCCCCACCUUCCCCAGCGCCCACUGGCCGGGCUACCUGCGUCCCAACCACAUGGGACCUGAUGCCAUCAUGCCCCCCACCAUGAUGCCUCAUAUGCCUCACAUGCCUCACAUGCACCACCAUGCCUCCAGCCCCCUGGUGCACCAGAGCUCCAUGGCGGGCCAGCACCCCAUGAUGCAUGCCCAGGGGCCUUCCGCCUACGGCCGCACCAUCUCCCGCCAGCUGAGCAGCGGCAUGUCUGAGAUCAAGCAGACCCAGGAUGCGUGGAAGGUCUGCCUGGACGUCAACCACUUUGCCCCUGAGGAACUGGUGGUGAAGACCAAGGAUGGAGUGCUGGAGAUCACUGGUCAGCACGAGGAGAGACGUGACGAGCAUGGCUUUGUGUCCAGGUGCUUCACCAGGAAAUACACCCUGCCCCCUACCGCCAACAUGGAGAAGGUGGCUUCCACCCUGUCCCCCGAGGGCGUGCUGACCGUGGAGGCCCCCCUCAACAAGCAGGCUAUCAAGGCUGCAGAGAUCAACAUCCCCGUCAUCGGCAGCGGCUCCAAGAACGGCCAGGCCAUGCUCGAGGCGGAGCACAAGGAGGAAGAGUGAAGCUCGUCCAGAAAAACCGACCCGCACACUUUCAGCUUCGUACAGGUGGCUUGCUAAGACGGAGGGAGGGGGGGUGGGGGGGGUGGCUGUCAAAUCGCUCAAUGCUGCUUUUUUGUGUAAGAGCUCAAACCUGCACCCAUGUUUUAGCAGUGGUGCCCAGGGUGGCAGUAGGCUAGCCUGCUCCCUCCCUCUGUCUUUGCAGUGAGCCAGCCUGGGCUGUGUGUGCAUUGUCUGUCAUGUCCUCCUGUCAAUCACACUUUUUUUUAAAUCAAAAUACCCAGUUAUCCCCCCCCCCCCCCCUCCAAUACACACACCCUCCUCAUUCCAGUGAUGCGGUCAGAAGGAUCCACGAUGUUGUCUGCUGCCUUUCCUGCCUAGAUGAGUGUGUAGGUCCUACAGUAACUUCAGAGUCCUGGUCCUACUGCCGGGGUCAUCUGGAGAUGCUGUGUCUUCUCUUCAGCUGUCUGUAGUUGUAUUUGGAAGGCUGUCCCCAUGCAAACCAAGAAUAAAAAAAACGUUAUUUGA